This is a messenger RNA of Rattus norvegicus (Norway rat), 5233 nucleotides long. RefSeq names its product nucleolar protein 9 (gene Nol9). NCBI's taxonomy places the organism in Eukaryota, Metazoa, Chordata, Mammalia, Rodentia, Muridae. Gene Ontology annotation, cellular component: nucleus; nucleolus; rixosome complex. Gene Ontology annotation, molecular function: polynucleotide 5'-hydroxyl-kinase activity; ATP-dependent polydeoxyribonucleotide 5'-hydroxyl-kinase activity; ATP-dependent polynucleotide 5'-hydroxyl-kinase activity. The record is from RefSeq and is a predicted model, not a curated record. Gene Ontology annotation, biological process: RNA processing; maturation of 5.8S rRNA.
CUCGCGAGAUCGUCCCGCCGGAGGGGUUCCGGGCCAAGUAUGGCGGAAUCAGAGGUGAUGCUCCGGCGGGUUCCGAGUCGCUCUUCCUGGCAGCGGGUCCGCAAAGCCCGGCCCCAUCUCCUCCUCAGCCGUCGGGGCCGUCGCCGGUUUGGGGUCCUCACCCGGGGUGAGCUGCGUCGCCUGCGACGGCGGCUGCUACGGGCGCACGCUUUGGGCGGGGACUGGAAGCUAGGUGUCCCCGCGGGCGCGCACGUGGCGGUAAAGUGCAAAAUCCGAACCCGCAGCCGGCCGGGGUCCCGCAGCCAGCCCACGCCGAGCGUCCCGCCCGUGCCCUGCACCCGGGUCGGGUCAUGCAGCCUGCUCAAUCCCCGAAACCAUUCCACGCCCCAAAGCCGGGCCGGGCGCCGGGUCCUAAAGGUGUCGCCGAACAUCACCCAACCCACGUUGGACUUAGGCUCGGGCCGCGUGUUGCUGAUGCUACCGCCCGGAGAGGGUUUUACUUUUAGUGGGAUCUGCCGCGUGACUUGCAUCUAUGGCCAGUUGGAAAUAUAUGGCCAUAUCAUCAAACAAGGCCAGCCUCCUCAAGAUGUCUUUUCUGUCUACACCCACUCUUACCUGACCAUCAAUGGGGUUCCCUACUCAGAACCUGAGAAAAGCAAGAAGGGGAUCAGAAGGGAGAUCCGGGCCCUGCUCAAGCCUUACAUGAAACUCGAUGACAGAAACUGGGUAGUGCGGUAUUUCCCUCCCCUGGGCUCCAUUCUGAUUCUGGAACGGCUGCAGACUCGCCUUGUGGACUUCUUGAGGACCUAUAAGUGCGCCUCAUACGUGCUCCUGCAGGAGAACAUUCUUGUUCGGGAUAAUUCUGAAUUUGUAGCUCUGAAUAAAAUUGGCAUCAGAAGACAGAAAAGGAAGAAAGGCAUUUGCUUGAGUGAGAGCGGACUUUGUGCCCUGGAAGAGUUAAUCAGCGUGUCCUGUGUAGAUGGCUGCCCUGUCAUCCUGUUGUGUGGCGCUUGUGACAUUGGAAAAUCAACGUUCAGUAGAAUACUGAUUAACCACUUAUUAAAUAGCAUUCCUGGGGUUGACUAUCUGGAAUGUGAUCUGGGGCAGACAGAGUUCACUCCUCCUGGCUGUAUUUCUUUACUUAACAUCACAGAACCACUUCUGGGACCCCCUUAUACCCACCAGAGGAAGCCACAGAAGAUGGUGUAUUUUGGGAAGACGAACUGUCACAAUGAAUAUGAGAAUUACAUUGAGAUAGUAAAAUACGUAUUCAGAGAUUAUAAAAGAGAGUUUCCACUUAUCAUCAACACUAUGGGUUGGGUGUCAGGUGACGGGCUGCUGCUGCUUGUCGACCUCAUCCGAGUGCUUUCCCCCAACUAUGUCGUUCAGUUGACUUCUGACCGCAGUGAGCCAAUGCAGCCUCUCACCUCCGAAUUCGUGGAGCUCACAGAUGGCCUGUAUACAAAAAGCAAGAUCAAAAGAUACCGAGGUUUUGAAAUUCCAGAAUUUGGAGACAGUUUGGGAUUUGCUGAGGAAGAGAAAGAGUCUAGUCCAGUUCCCGUCUUCACUGGACAUAUAUUGCUGACUGUUUACUCAGAAUUCUUAAGUAGUAAAAAUGAAAAAAACAGGGGCAAAUACAACAGGAUUUUUCGAGAUCUGGCGGUGUUGGGCUACCUUAGCCAGCUGAUGCUUCCAGUGACAGAGCCACUUUGUCCUUUGCACAGCCUGACACCCUAUCAGGUCCCCUUCAAUGCAGUUGCUAUCCGGGUCACGCACGCCGACGUUGCACCUACCCACAUACUGUACGCUAUGAAUGCCAGCUGGGUCGGCCUUUGCAAGAUUGUGGAUGAUAUGAAAGGCUACACUCGGGGCCCCAUUCUGCUGGCCCAGAACCCCAUAUGUGACUGUUUGGGCUUUGGUAUCUGCAGAGGCAUUGACAUGGACAAGCGGCUGUACCACAUCCUCACCCCUCUACCACCAGAGGAGUUAAGAACUGUGAACUGUCUGCUGGUUGGCACCAUUUCCAUUCCACAUUGUAUUUUCAAGAAUCAGCCUGGGACUGAAGGGACAGUUCCUUAUGUCACCAGGGAUUAUAAUUUAAAACUUCUUGGAGCAUCAGAGAAAAUUGGGGAGAGAGAGUAUAGAAAUAUACUACCUAGACACAAAUCACGGCAAAGAAGAAAAUGAAGCCUGGGUGUACAGAGAGACUUUCGCCUCGACACAUUGUCCCCAAGCCUAGAGUCAGCAGACUGAGCGGGCUGUGUGGCUGCUGACCUCGUGCCCAUGCCCAGUGUUCAUAUAACUGGAAAAUGUGCUGUGGUAAGAGUCAUUCAAGCCCCUUCGUUUUUUUCCCCUCUAAGACAUGGAGGGCCUCAUAUAGCUCAGACUGGCCUCAGUACUCUGGUCCUCCUGUCUCACUGUCCAAGGGCUGCGCAUCCGGCUUUUGGUCUCAUACUUGGCCCAGACCUUGCCGACUGGUUGUCCUGGGUGUGUGGUGCUCCUGGAGAGCUGGGAAGCAUUGAAGAAAGCUGUGGUGUCCUCCAAGAAGACCAGGGCCACAAAAGUGUGCCUAGAAACUGAGUAGCAGGCUGACCACAGGUUCUCGGGUGCAGUGUACGGACUGGCAGGGACCUGAGCAGGCUCAGUGGCCGUGAGUAAGAGGCUUACUCCGUUGAACCUUGUGGACCUUAGCACCCCAGUGUGGCGGCUCAUUGGCCUGAUCCUUUGAUGCUUGCCAUCGAAUCUCCCAAUGCUGCAAUCAAGUGUUAGAGGACGGUACGUCGUCUUGUUAAUUUCUGGGUCUUUAAUCAUGAGGCUUUAUGUUGAAGAACUUGCUCUGACAUUCAGAAAGCCUCACGUUAGUUAAAGAAAUCCAUGGUUCCCUAAUUCUGGGGAUGUUCUGACAGACCUUGAGGCUGUAGAUACGUCAGAAAGCCUCCAUGUUAGUUAAGGAAAUCCAUGGUUCCCUAAUUCUGGGGAUGUUCUGACUGGGAAUGUUCUGACAGACCUUGAGGCUGAGAUACUACCAUGGGCCCACCAGCCUGGGACAGGCACACAUAUGCCUGGCUUGGGCAGACCUUUGCUAUCAACGAUUUCUUCUAAGGCCCCAGAGGCCACUGCAAGUGGAUGUUGCAAUCCGGAGUGACUGGGUCGGGUCAUUUUUGUGGUUGCAAAGCAGGACCCUGAGGAGCCUCUUGGGCUGGCAUGAUGGAUCUGACAAGACUCCACCUUGCAUGGAAUCAGGAAGGACCAAGGCUAUGGAAGGCUCACAACAUUGAUUGUCUCCGUCUUGUCUGUAGUCAUAGGAGUGUGGCCAGUCUCCUCUGCUUGGCGCCAUCUUUGUGGUGGCCUCAGCAUCUGAAAAUCCUCCGAGGAGGCAGAGCUGCCUCUUCUGGAUUAGUCGGAUUCCCUGUAGAUCACUCGGGCUCACAACUACUCCCUGCCCCACCCCCAACACCAUCUCUGUCUCACUUGAGCUUGUGGUGAGCCUUUGCAGAGGGGAGGAGCUCUUCCUGCCCAGGCACUCUCUGGGCUCCUGAUCCUCAAGCCUCUGCUUCCUGGGUGCUCAGAUCACAGGUGUGUGCCGUCUUAGCCUUGCGGACAGUUUUAAGACAGCCUUGGUCACCUUCAUCUCCCUCCCCGGGUCUUCCUGUCUUCACAAUAAAGAUCCCGAGUCCAGCUCUCCAGUCUGCAUUUUCCCUAAAGGGUGAACUUUAUUAGCUUUUAAAUGCUGACCUUGUCAGUCUCCACCAGCCAGCAAGGGCCCGUGUCAGCAAUAGAGGGGGCUGUGGGCACUGGCCCGGUGCCUGUGAGGAGUAGAGGCCUCUGCCCGGAUUCCCCGAGGGGAGAUCUUUCUUUGGAUGCCUGGCUUUGGUGAGACCUGGAACAGCUAGCUGUCUGUCCAUGCGAUUAUGGUAUCAGCAUUUGGGGCGGGGUUUUGGCUCUGCCAUCUUUAGGGGGGUGGGGGGUUGUGUUUGGAUACAGGAUCUUGCCAUGAACAGGCUGACCUCAGACAGACUCCUGCAUGGUCCUUCUGCCUCAGUUUCUCAAGUGCUGGAAUCACUGUGUUCCGUAUGCGUGGUUUCUGUUUAGAUAUUCUGGUCCACUGUAGUCUUUAUGCACACACUUAUUUUAAAAACACCACUGAGCCAUGAGACACAAAACCCCAAGUUGCCAGUCCUGUGGCUCCUUAAGAGUCACACCUUACAGCCUUAUCCUGGGUUGGGGAUUUGGCUCAGUGGUAGAGCUCUUGCCUAGCCAGUGCAAGGCCCUGGGUUCGGUCCCCGGUUCCAAAAAAAAAAGUCAACCUUAGGAGUUGUUAUCCUGUUGUGGUCAUCACUGGGGAUUCAAGACCCAAGAAAGCAACAGUGCAGAGUCUGUAGGAGCAGGCUGGGUGCCUUGGAUUGACUGCUCCAGAGUCUGGACAGAGGGGAGGGAGGAAGGUGGCCACAUCCUCCACCUGGAUCUCUUUAAUAAGAGCUUCUGACUUGGGGUUUCUCCCUGGUUCAUGACGUGGAAAUCAGAUGAUGUUAACCUACUAGAUACACAGGUGAGAGGAGCUGCUGGAUGGACCCAGGGCCUCAUCUCACCCAGACACCCACCACACUGAGGCAGGGACACACAAGCCCCCUCCAGGCUGUGGUCUUGAUCCACUUUCUAUCCUGUCUCUUACUCUUGGCCCAGGAGCCUAGAGCUCAUUGCUAACCCGGGUGCUAACCCGCGUGCCAGGUCUGUAGGCGUCCACCUCCUCUUCUAACCUCCUUACCAUUCUUUGUUGGUUAGCUGUGGAUGGCGGCAUGGUGGGUGAGACGUGGCGCCAUGCUGUUGGAGCUGAGUGAGCCAUAUUUUACCACCUAGGAGGGCUCUGCCUGGUGUCAGUUUCCUUCUCCGUGUCACAGAGAGAUGAAUGAGAUUGUCUAUAAACAGCCCUGCCAAGGCCCUCCCCUCUUAGCCUGUCUCUUGUGGUUGCAAACUCUUCGAAGGCAUCAGGGUUGUGUCCCUUGAGAAGGGUGUUACACACAUGUCCUCACUGGCAGGUGAAGAUCACUGACAGGCAGGUGCCUUGGUUGCCACUGAUAAACUACAUCCUCAACCCUUCCCCCCUCCCCACAUACUGCUUUAAAAACUGUGGCCCCUGAGUGCCCACUGCAUAGGUGCCACUGUGAAUCUUGUAAGAGUCACACCCAACUCCAUGUAAGUUAAUAAAGUCAUUCUCCACAGUGUGUGGCCCCUA